This is a messenger RNA of Pollicipes pollicipes, 2242 nucleotides long. Its product is annotated as sodium- and chloride-dependent taurine transporter. The record is from RefSeq and is a predicted model, not a curated record. The transcript is spliced from 2 exons. Gene Ontology annotation, molecular function: L-amino acid transmembrane transporter activity; amino acid:sodium symporter activity. NCBI's taxonomy places the organism in Eukaryota, Metazoa, Arthropoda, Thecostraca, Pollicipedomorpha, Pollicipedidae. Gene Ontology annotation, biological process: sodium ion transmembrane transport; amino acid import across plasma membrane; nitrogen compound transport. The coding region runs from base 165 to 1670 and encodes 501 amino acids. Gene Ontology annotation, cellular component: plasma membrane.
UUAAAGUCACGUUGAAAGGCUCACAUUAAUGAUUGAACAGAGUGAUGUGCUUUUUACGUAUAGAGGUGACUGCACAGAAAAGACUCAGAUAUCAAACCAUUGCCACAUUUUCGGUUCUUAAGGUGUUCAUCAUUCCGUAAGGAUCAAUUUCAGAAGAGAUCAGGAUGUCUUCGGAGGACCAGGAGAGCGUCCACAGUCACUCAAGCAUUUUCAAUCCAGACACUGAAAAUGACAAGAGGCGUGUUUGGAACCCAGAUUAUUUUUUCGAUAUUGUUUUGUUAAUUUCAGGCUGGUGUGCUGAACCGUCCGAAGCCUGCAGUUCAAAAGGCAUGUAUUACGUGGACAAGGAUCAUUGUAGCAAAGAAAAAAAUCUCAGCAAUCCUGUUGAUAUCCUAUAUCUGAACAGGCCAACUGCACAGCAAGAAUACUUCAAAGAAAUUUACGAACAGAGGGGGUGGAUGUGGAUUUCAGACGCAAACAAACUUGGACCAAUGCACACUGGAUUUGCGGUUUCCUCAUUCGUGUUGUGGAUUCUUGUCAUGCUUGGGGUUUUUGGCACUCAAAUACCUCAACCGCACAUACCGUUCGUCGCGUACACCGUACCCCUCGCUCUUUACGUGCUAUAUAUGCUAAUAUCGUUUUGCCUGCCUGGCAGUGGCAGUGGCAUUGCAGAUCGGUAUUAUUUCAAGCCACAAGAUCUAGGCAAGGCUCGCUGCUGGGGUGACGCCGCGACGCUGGCGUUCGCCUGCAUGAACAUCGGCUAUGGCGUUCUUCCAUUUUUGGCGGCGAGGAACGCACCACGGCGGCGGUCGUACGUGGACGUGCUCUAUCUCGGCGCCGCGUGCCUGCUCUUCACCAUAAUCACGUCCUAUAGCUUCUAUGCACUGGCUGGCUACUUUGUUAAAAAGGUCAGGACAAACAUGCCGACCCAACUCGCUCUCAACGGCCAGGACCUUGCUCGAGUUUACUUUCCCACGCUGAUGAAUGACGCGCCCCCGGACGUGCUGUGGUCCGUGCUGUACUUCUUCGUUCUGACGUCACUCGGAGUCGGGUCGCUGAUAAUGCACAUAGUCUGCAUUGUCGGCGAGCUGUCGUCUCUGUCCAGCUUUAGGUUUCGCAAACCUAUAAUCUUCGUCGCUGUCGGCCUGUUUGGAGCCAUCACGGGCCUUUUAUUCGCAAAUAAAGGAGCCAGCUUUUUGCUGGACAGCAUGGAGUCGCCGAUAUUUGGAUCCAAGAAGGUUAUUCUUAGCUUGCUGUUCGUCAUCGUCGUCAUCUUCCUCUAUGGUCGCAACAACAUGAUCCACCACAUUGAGCACCGGCUGCAGGUGACACCCUGCCCGCCAACGAUGCUCUGCCGAGCCUUCUGGUGGGUGGUCUGUCCGCUGGGACUGGCGGUGCUUCCAAUCCUCGCUGCUGUCGGCCGCGGAGGAGCCGUCUUCGACAAGCGCACGCCAACGUUGUUGGUUGCUUGCACCGUGAUCUACGAGUUCUACUACUGGUUCAUCAUCGGUGGCGUGACCGCCUGGGCGUGGUUUCAGCCGAAGAAGCCGCGCGGGGUCUGGCGACUCGAGCGGGACAGCGAGGACGUCGAGGUUGCCACACCGGAGUCCUUCCAGCAGGUGGCUGUAUCGGAGCAGAACAGUGGCGACUCGUGGCAGACGUGCGCCUGAAAGCAGCCAGGACUCGUGGUGCGUGUGCGACUGAGAGCAGCGGGACUCCUGGCGCGCAACAGUGCCUGAGGACGGCAGGGACUCCUGGCGCGCUUACGAAUGAGGACAGCGACGACUCCUGGCACGCGACAGCGCCUGAGAGCAGCGAGGACUUCUGGCACGCGUGCGACUGAGGGCAACGGGGGCUGCAGGCGCGCGACGGCGACUGAGAGCAGCGGAAAUUCUUGGCACGCGGCAGCGCCUGAAAGCAGCGAGGACCCCUGGCGCGCGGGCGGCUGAGGCAGAUGUGACAUGGAAGAGGGUGCUCGUGGCAGGUGCAUAGUUGACGUGGACACCCAAGGCUGUGACUUUAAGUUACUGUACGUAACUGCGGUGAAGUAACACGGAGAAGUGAUGAUACAUGUCCAGGCUUUCGCUAGCCAUCGCCAAAGUGGUUGAGGCUGUUACGCGACCACAAUUGAUGUGGGUUGGGAGGCCUCAUUAGAGGUGGUAGAUAUCGCGCGAAGUUCUUUGAGGCCGUGUAUAGAAAGCUGAUUUGCAGGACAUGCCCGAUUAUGCACAGCUCUCACAGU